AUGAGCCAGAGAUUCACCGUCUGCAAGAGCGACGGCAACCGGCGCCCCUCGGACAUCCAGGGGGAGGUGAACCAGCUGUUUGAAGGGGACGAGCCCCCGAGCGGCAGCGGUGCGGAGGGGGAUGAUGAUGCUGCCGGUGCCGAGGUGGUGGUGGUGGUGCUGAAAGGUGACGGUAAUCCCAAGGAGAGCAGCCCCUUCAUCAACAGCAGUGAUGCUGCCGCGGAGAAGAGCCAGCAGUACGAUGGCAAGAACAUGGCCCUGUUUGAGGAGGAGAUGGACACCAGCCCCAUGGUGUCGUCUCUUCUCAGCAGCCUGGCCAACUACUCCAACCUGCCCCAAGGCAGCAAGGAGCACGAGGAGGCCGAGAACAACGAGGCCGAGUCAUCGCGCAAGAAACCCGUCAAGGCCCCCCAGCUCGGCACUCUGAUGGGUGUCUACCUGCCGUGCAUCCAGAACAUCUUCGGCGUGAUCCUCUUCCUCAGGAUGACCUGGUUGGUGGGAAUCGGAGGCGUCGUCGGGUGCUUCGUCAUCGUCUUCAUGUGCUGUACCACAACCAUGCUGACUGCCAUCUCGAUGAGUGCCAUCGCUACCAAUGGAGUAGUGCCAGCGGGAGGCUCCUACUACAUGAUAUCCCGUUCGCUGGGCCCUGAGUUUGGUGGAGCGGUGGGGAUCUGUUUCUAUCUGGGGACCACCUUCGCUGGAGCCAUGUACAUCCUGGGGGCCAUUGAGCUCCUCCUGAUCUACAUAUGUCCCAAGGCGGCCAUCUUUCCCCUAGAGGGCCUGGAGGGCGCCGAAGCAGAGGCCGCCCUGCUGAACAACAUGCGCGUGUACGGGACCCUCCUUUUGACCUCCAUGGCCACCGUGGUGUUUGUCGGCGUGAAGUAUGUCAACAAGCUGGCCCUGGUGUUUCUGGCCUGCGUCAUUCUCUCCAUCCUGGCCGUCUACGCCGGCGUCAUCAUCACCGGCGUCGAUGCUCCGGAUUUCCCUGUGUGUCUCUUGGGUAACCGCACUUUGAUUUCGAAGAACUUCGACGUGUGCGCCAAGACCAUCGAGUCGGCUAACGGGACCGUCACCACCCAGCUGUGGCGCAUGUUCUGCGACACACCUUUCCUCAACGCUACCUGCGAUAAGUACUUCACAUCCAACAACGUGACCCAGAUACAGGGCAUCCCGGGGAUCACCAGUGGAAUCCUAGCAGAGAACCUGUUUGGGACCUACUAUGAGAAAGGGGAUCUGAUUGCCAGAACUAAGAUGGAGACGGUGGAGGACCCGGACGACCCUCUGACCAACGCAAACCGCUAUGUGUUGGCCGACAUCGCCAGCUUCUUUACGUUGCUGGUCGGCAUCUACUUCCCUUCUGUGACAGGGAUCAUGGCUGGCUCCAACCGCUCUGGAGAUCUGCGUGACGCCCAGAAGUCCAUCCCCAUUGGAACCAUUGCAGCCAUCACCACCACCUCCUUUGUCUAUAUGUCCAGUGUGAUUCUGUUCGGUGCCUGCAUUGAGGGCGUGGUCCUCAGGGACAAGUUUGGAGAGGGAGUCCACGGCAAUUUGGUGAUUGGCACGUUAGCUUGGCCGUCACCAUGGGUGAUCGUGAUCGGCUCCUUCUUCUCCACCUGCGGGGCGGGGCUGCAGAGUCUGACGGGAGCUCCUCGUCUCAUGCAGGCCAUCGCCAAGGACGGCAUCGUGCCCGCCCUCCGGAUCUUCGGCCAUGCAAAGGCCAACGGAGAACCCACGUGGUCCCUCCUGCUGACGGCUUGUAUCUGUGAGAUCGGCAUCCUCAUCGCUUCCCUGGAUGCAGUGGCUCCCAUCCUCUCCAUGUUUUUCCUGAUGUGCUACAUGUUUGUGAACUUGGCCUGUGCUCUGCAGACGCUGCUGAGGACUCCAAACUGGAGACCCCGCUUCAAGUUCUACCACUGGGCUCUGUCCUUUUUGGGGAUGAGCUUGUGUCUCACUCUCAUGUUCAUCUGCUCCUGGUACUACGCCAUCGUCGCCAUGGUAAUUGCCGGCUCCAUCUACAAGUAUAUCGAGUUCGCAGGUGCGGAGAAAGAGUGGGGAGAUGGGAUACGAGGCCUGUCUCUGAGCGCUGCACGUUACGCUCUCAUGCGGCUGGAAGAAGGUCCGCCGCACACCAAGAACUGGAGGCCCCAGUUGUUGACGCUAGUUAGUACAGACGCCGAGCAAAACGUGGAGCAGCCUCGCCUGCUCUCUCUGACCAACCAGCUGAAGGCGGGCAAAGGUCUGACCAUUGUUGGAACCGCCCUGGAGGGAACCUUCCUGGUGAACCACGAACAGAGCCAGCGUGCAGAGCAGGCGCUGCGUAAACUGAUGGAGACGGAGAAGGUGAAGGGCUUCUGUCAAGUGACCGUGUCCUCGAACCUGCGCGACGCUACGUCCCACCUCCUCCAGGCCAGUGGGCUGGGAGGCCUGAAACAUAACGCCGUGCUGGUGUCCUGGCCACGUAACUGGAGGCAGGGAGACGAGCACCAGACCUGGAGGAACUUUGUCGAGUUGGUCAGAGAAACCACCGCCGCGGACCUGGCUCUGCUCGUCCCGAAGAACAUCGCCGCCUUCCCGUCCAACGGAGAGCGCUUCACCGAGGGUCACAUUGACGUCUGGUGGAUCGUCCACGAUGGAGGCAUGCUGAUGCUGCUGCCCUUCCUUCUCCGACAGCACAAGGUUUGGAGGAAGUGCAAGAUGCGCAUCUUCACUGUGGCCCAGUUGGACGACAACAGCAUCCAGAUGAAAAAAGACCUGACCACAUUCCUCUAUCAUCUCCGUAUUGACGCCAUGGUGGAAGUUGUAGAAAUGCAUGACAGCGACAUCUCAGCCUACACCUACGAGAAGACCCUGGUGAUGGAACAACGGUCGCAGAUGCUCAAACAAAUCAACCUGUCCAAGACUGAGCGCGAGAGAGAGAUCCAGAGUAUCACCGAUUCAUCCCGCGGGUCGAUCCGCCGCAAGAACCCGGCCGCUGUGACCACCCAGCUGAGUGUCACCGAGGACCCGCCAGCAGCCAGCAAGGAGGAGAAGCCCGAGGAAGAGGUCCAGCUCAUCCACGACAGCACCACCCCAGCCAGCCCCGACACCCCGGCCACCCUGCUGACCCCCACAGAGGGGGCUCAGAGCCCCGGGGAGCAGGUCCAGAUGACCUGGACUGAGAAGUGUGACGGCGAACCAGCCAAGCCGAAGCCGGCCGGUGCAGCCGCACCGGAGGGCAUCAAAGACUUCUUCAACAUGAAGCCCGAGUGGGAGAACCUGAACCAGUUCAAUGUGCGGCGUAUGCACACAGCGCUCCGGCUGAAUGAAGUCAUCAUCAAAAAGUCCUCAGAGGCCAAGCUGGUCCUCCUCAACAUGCCCGGGCCGCCCAAGAACCGGACAGGUGACGAGAACUACAUGGAGUUCCUCGAGGUCCUCACUGACGGCCUCAACCGGGUCCUCCUGGUCCGCGGAGGCGGCCGCGAGGUCAUCACUAUCUACUCCUGA
Molecule: messenger RNA, 3483 nt
Organism: Cyclopterus lumpus (lumpfish)
Lineage: Eukaryota; Metazoa; Chordata; Actinopteri; Perciformes; Cyclopteridae
Gene: slc12a5a
Product: solute carrier family 12 member 5a
Exons: 26
Coding region: 1-3483 (1160 amino acids)
Biological process (GO): potassium ion import across plasma membrane; chloride transmembrane transport; chemical synaptic transmission
Cellular component (GO): membrane
Molecular function (GO): potassium:chloride symporter activity
Source: RefSeq, a predicted model, not a curated record